AUGGCAGAGGUGGCAGAUGCCCGCGUGUUGCGCACCUUCAAUGCCGCCGUUAUCAGUGGUGUGGCAGGAGGGUGUGCGCAGGUAAUGUACGUCUUUCCCUUGAUGUGGCUGCGGACCAUCAUGGAGUACCAAUACAAAAAUGGUGAGGGCACCGUCAAGGUCGCGCGAACUCUGUAUCGCGAAGGUGGAGUUGCUCGGUUUUACCGAGGCUUGAUGCCGGCGCUGAUUCUGGCCCCCACAGCAAGAUUUGGAGAUACCGCGGCGAACGAGCUAGCGCUCUCGAGCCUGGCGAGAGUGGAGAUGCCCUUGGCGCUGAAGACGCUCUGCGCUUCCGUGACUGCGGCCACUUUUCGCGUGGUCAUUCUGCCUUUGGAUGCAUGGAAGGUGAACAAGCAGGUUCACGGCAAGGCCGGUUUGCAGUAUCUCGUGCGCAAGGCGACUGUGAACCCCUUGUCACUUUGGCAUGGUGGCUUGGGUGUGUUGGUUACAGGAGCCUUCGGGCACUACCCGUGGUUCUAUACGAAUAACCUGCUUCGCGAAAUUCUUCCUCCAUUCGAGAUGAGGUACGGGAAGCACGUCCGGCAUGCCUUCAUCGGCUUCACCUCAUCGGUGGUGGCCGAUACAAUCUGUAACCCCAUCCGAGUCUUGAAGGUAAAUCGACAGACGUCACUGAGCCGUAUCAGUUACCUCGAAGCAGCCCAUGGCAUUAUUCAAAAGGAGGGUUUGAUGGGACUCUGGUCCCGUGGCCUUAAGACUCGCAUUUUCGCCAACGGCGUGCAGGGCUCGCUUUUCACUGUGGGCUGGAGAUAUUUCUCCGAAGUGCUCAGCGGCGGGCUGACGACCUAG
Molecule: messenger RNA, 846 nt
Organism: Symbiodinium sp. CCMP2592
Lineage: Eukaryota; Dinophyceae; Suessiales; Symbiodiniaceae
Source: the annotation of a GenBank genome assembly